Messenger RNA from Australozyma saopauloensis, 1452 nucleotides. Its product is annotated as pseudouridine synthase. The record is from RefSeq and is a predicted model, not a curated record. The coding region runs from base 1 to 1452 and encodes 483 amino acids. NCBI's taxonomy places the organism in Eukaryota, Fungi, Ascomycota, Pichiomycetes, Serinales, Metschnikowiaceae. Gene Ontology annotation, cellular component: nucleus. Gene Ontology annotation, biological process: tRNA pseudouridine synthesis; mRNA pseudouridine synthesis. Gene Ontology annotation, molecular function: pseudouridine synthase activity; RNA binding. The transcript has 2 exons.
AUGGCUCACAGAAAGCCACAGGUUUCUCGAAGAGAGAUUUUAAGCCUUCGUAGCACUUGGGAACCUCGUUUAGAUGAAAACGGAGAACCUAUCAAAACCGAGAGACGCCCCAAAAGAAAGGUGGCAUGUAUGAUUGGAUAUUGUGGAACCGGGUACAACGGUAUGCAGAUUCAGAACAAUCCAUUGGUCAAAACCAUUGAGGGAGAAUUGUUCAAGGCCUUGAUUGCAGCUGGUGCAAUUUCUGAGGACAACUCCACAGACCUCAAAAAAAGUGGUUUCCAAAGAGCCGCUAGAACUGACAAAGGUGUUCAUGCAGCAGGAAACGUCAUCUCUUUGAAAUUAAUCAUUGAGGAUUCUGACAUCGUCGAGAAGAUCAACUCUCAUUUGCCUGCUCAAAUUCGCAUUUGGGGCUAUGAGCGCACUAAUCGUGGGUUUGACAGCAGAAGAAUGUGCUCGUCCCGUGUGUACGAGUAUCUUUUGCCAACACACAGUCUCCUUCCUUCAAGACCUAAGAGCAGUUUGUUCAACUUAAUUGAAGAAAGCAAGAAGAGCCACCCUGGUGUUCUCAGAGAUGAUAAGGAUACCGAGUGGUGGACUAAAUGUAGGGAGGCCAUUAUCGCAGGAGGUGUCACUCCGGAGGAGUUGGACUCUGUUUACGAGAAGACUGCUGAGACAACUUUCGACCAGGAUAACGAAAUCAAGAAGAAGGAAUACCAUGAUGAAAAUGGUGAGAUCUCUGAAUGGGGACAACUUGUCAAGAAAGUCAGAGGCAUCGAGAACGCUUGUAGAAGAGAGUACAGAAUUCAUAGCGAGAAACUCGAGUUAUUCAGAGCAGCAAUGAAGCAGUACGAGGGUUCGCACAACUUCCAUAAUUUUACAUUGGGUAAGUUCUACAAUGACCCUAGCUCUAGACGCUUCAUGAAGGGAACAUCAGUUUCCGAGCCAUUCAUCAUUGAGGGAACAGAAUGGGUUUCUAUUAAAAUUCAUGGUCAGUCUUUCAUGUUGCAUCAAAUCAGAAAAAUGAUUUGCAUGGCUGCUUUGGUUGUUCGUACUGGAUGUCCUAUAACUCGUAUCAGUGAUUGUUUUGGUCCCGCCAAAAUCAAUAUUCCAAAAGCACCAGCUUUGGGGUUGUUACUCGAGUGCCCUGUCUAUGAAUCCUAUAACGAGAGAUUGGAUGAUACCGGACACAAUCCUAUUGACUUUUCGAAGUAUGAGAAGGAAAUGAACGAGUUCAAGCUCAAAAAUAUCUACGACAAGAUUUACGCAGAAGAGCUCAAGGAAAACUCGUUCUUUGGUUUCUUUGAAUUCCUUGACACUUUUAAAGGCUCCGGAGCUACUAAAGAAGGCAAGCACAUUUUUGACUUUUUAGGCGCUGUGUUCAACAAUCAGUUAGAGAACAAGGAAUCAACCAAAAACACCUCUAGCGAGAAAGCUCCCGAGAAUGUGGACUAA